AUAGCAUAGCCUUUUCAUUUCCACUCAGCUCAACACACGCACUCACUCUCUUUCUCUUAUUAUUAUUAUUAACCAUCAUCCUCAUCCCUUUCAGAUCUCUCUCUCUCUUUUCUUUCUCCUAAAUUUUCACCGUUAAUUCAAUGGCCUCUGAGAAAAACAAUCACCACCGUUCAAUCCCAGACAUCAACGGCACACACCCCACCCCCAAAAAACCUAAACUCUCUUCUUCUUCCAAUUUCAUCACCGCUUCAGAAAUUCAAUCUGAAUUCAGCCACCACGACUCCGCCGUCUCUCGCAUCAACAACGGCAGCUUCGGCUCCUGUCCUUCCUCCAUCCUCUCCGCUCAACAACAAUGGCAGCUCAAGUAUCUUCGUCAACCCGAUCACUUCUACUUCAACCACCUCAAACCCGCCAUCAACAACUCCCGCUCCAUUAUCCAAAACCUAGUCAACGCUAAAGACAUCAACGAAAUCUCUAUCGUCGAUAACGCCACCACCGCCGCCGCUAUCGUUCUUCAACACACCGCUUGGUGUUUCCGUGAAGGUAAAUUCAACAAAGGUGACGUCGUUGUUAUGCUUCAUUAUGCUUACGGUGCUGUUAAGAAAUCCAUGGAGGCUUACGUCACUCGUGCUGGUGGGAAAGUGAUUGAAGUUCCGUUACCUUUUCCUGUGAGUUCCAAUGAUGAGAUUGUGACUGAGUUUAGAAAAGCUUUGGAAAAAGGGAAAGUUGAUGGGAAGAAAAUUAGGUUAGCUGUGAUUGAUCAUGUUACUUCUAUGCCUUGUGUUGUGAUUCCUGUGAAGGAAUUGAUUCAGAUUUGUAGAGAGGAAGGUGUUGAACAGGUUUUUGUUGAUGCUGCUCAUUCAAUUGGCUGUACUGAUGUUGAUAUGCAAGAUAUUGGUGCUGAUUUUUAUACCAGUAAUUUGCAUAAGUGGUUCUUCUGUCCACCUUCGAUCGCUUUUUUGUAUACUAAAAAGAAUCCUAAAACUGGUGGUGGUGGUGAUUUGCAUCAUCCUGUUGUGUCUCAUGAGUAUGGAAAUGGAUUAGCUGUGGAAAGUGCUUGGAUUGGCACAAGGGAUUAUAGUGCUCAAUUGGUGGUUCCUGAAGCUUUGGAAUUUGUCAAUAGGUUUGAAGGUGGGAUUGAAGGGAUUAAGAAGAGGAAUCAUGAAGCUGUUAUUGAGAUGGGAGAGAUGUUGGUGAAAGCUUGGGGAACUCAUCUUGGAAGUCCGAAACAUAUGUGUGCUAGUAUGGUUAUGGUUGGUUUGCCUACUUGUUUUGGGGUUAGAAGUGAUUCUGAUGCACUUACGCUGAGGACACAUUUGAGGGAUGUUUUUGGAGUUGAAGUUCCUAUAUAUUAUAGACCGCCUAGAGAUGGAGAAGUUGAUCCUGUGACGGGGUAUGCAAGGAUUUCUUAUCAGGUUUACAAUAAGGUUGAGGACUAUUACAAGUUUCGGGAUGCUGUUAACCAACUGGUGGAUAAUGGGUUUGCUUGUACUCUUCUUUCAAAAUGAAGAGUUGAGAAGUAUCAGUGUCAUCUUUCUGAUGAAUAAAAGCAAUGGUUUAGUGAUUGCUUUGUUGCUUGCAGGCUUUGCUAGUUGUGAUGGUUUCGGUACCAUGGACUGCAUGUUUUGCCUGUAAACUCCAGCAAUUGCUUAUGUUAGCUUUGCUGAGUAGAAUUCCCUUGUAGUUGAGUAACAUCACUAUUGAGAUCUAUGGAUUUAUCAUUGUAAAUACAAUUGUGAUUCACUCAUGGUCUAAUGAUUCUCACCGUCGUUAUACCAAGUUGUCAACUGCUACUUCAGAUUUAUAUCAAAUUCCACCAGAAAUUCAAGGUUGA
Molecule: messenger RNA, 1834 nt
Organism: Medicago truncatula (barrel medic)
Lineage: Eukaryota; Viridiplantae; Streptophyta; Magnoliopsida; Fabales; Fabaceae
Product: probable L-cysteine desulfhydrase, chloroplastic
Exons: 2
Coding region: 141-1508 (455 amino acids)
Source: RefSeq, a predicted model, not a curated record